AUGUCGGAAGAUCUCCAUACAAAUAUCGAGAACUACAAGCUUCAGCUACAGCAGGUCGAAGCGGCAUUAGUCGCCGAAAGUGAAAAUGAAGAGCUGAAGAAACUGAAGGCUGAUUUGGAAGAGGUGAUAAAAAUCACACAGGAACUUCUGCAGUCGUCUGCCGAUGGCACGCCGGUGGCGAACGGUAACGAUCCUCCUAUUGACGACCCGAAACCGGUCAAAGAGUGGAAGGUUGGGGACCGGUGCAUGGCGGUGUGGUCGAAAAAUAAUCAACUAUAUGAAGCCGUUAUCGACGGCAUUUCGGAGGGAAAGGCUGCCGUCACUUUUGUCGGCUAUAACGUGACCGAAAUCAACAAACUCUACCAGCUGAGAAUUUGCGAACAAACUCAGCCUAAAAAGUAUCUUUGGGAUACAAAACCAAAAGCGAAGUCUCAGUGGCAAGUAGAAAAAGAACGGCGUAGGAAAAAGGCUCUAAAAAAAUUCCAGCGUCUUAAACAAAUCGAAGAAGACAAAGAAGCUGAAAAGAACAAAUGGAAAGAGUUUACCGCCAAAGCC
This is a messenger RNA of Soboliphyme baturini, 555 nucleotides long. NCBI's taxonomy places the organism in Eukaryota, Metazoa, Nematoda, Enoplea, Dioctophymatida, Soboliphymatidae. The record is from the annotation of a GenBank genome assembly.